Molecule: messenger RNA, 1038 nt
Organism: Opisthocomus hoazin
Lineage: Eukaryota; Metazoa; Chordata; Aves; Opisthocomiformes; Opisthocomidae
Source: RefSeq, a predicted model, not a curated record
AUGCUUCUCCCGGGAGUCCCCAGAGCCAUGACUGCAACUGUGCAGACGCUGCGGUUCAAGCUGCUGCCGCACGAGCCAGGCCAGGAGUGGGGGCACAGCUGCCAGCAGGAAAUCGAGCGUCGCUACCAGGUCGUGCCGUCAGUGGUGUGCGCCAUGUGCUGCCUCUUCGGCAUCAUCUACUGCUUCUUUGGCUUCAGCUGCUUCAAGGCUGUCAUGUUCCUGACGGGGCUGAUGUUCGGCUCCAUCAUCAUCUUCAUGCUGUGCUACAAGGAGAGGGUUUUGGACACGCAGCUGAGCGUGGAGGCCUCAGUGGGCAUCGGGCUGGGCAUCGGGGUCCUGUGCGGGCUGGUCACCAUGCUGGUGCGCAGCGUCGGCCUCUUCAUGGUGGGGCUGCUCCUGGGGCUGCUGCUGGCAGUGGCCACGCUGGUGGUGAUGGAGCAGUUCUACCACCCACCGACGGUGUGGAUCCCCAUCGCGCUGCUCCUGGGUGUCGGGAUGCUCUUCGCCGUCCUCACCCUGCAGUGGCAGCGCUUCUUCACCACCCUCUCCACCGCCGUCUUCGGCAGCGCCAUCAUGACUGUCACCAUCGACUACUUCAUCGAGCUCUUCCUCCUGGUACAGUACAUCUACGAGCGCAUCAAGGUGGCCCCCGCUCGCCCCGUGUGCUGGUACAGCUGGGUCAUCCUGGGCGUCUGGCCGCUCCUCGCCACGCUGGGUGUCCUGGUCCAGUGGAAGGUCACGGCCGAGGGCUACUCCCACACCGAAGGUCAGGUGGGCCACCCGCCACCCCACCAACACAAAGCCCACCCGCCCGAGCCCGCCUACCGCCGCAAACCCAACCCUGUGCGCCGCUUUGAUGGGGAGCUGCUCUCCCCUAGCUAUAUCCAGAGUUUCCGAGAGCGGCAGACGGGGCCGUCCCUGAACAGCCUCAUCGCCAGCUCCCACGCCGUAGUGGACCUGGACUAUGACUGCAGCUCCACCCUCCUGGACUGGGGUGGUCCUGGGGUGGAGGCUGCCAGGGCCAGGUGGUUCCCGUGA